ACAGCCUGGUCGGCUCGCCUACACUGACUGUUGCGUCGCACUCCCCCAUCUGGCAUAGACAAGACGCGGCGCGCCGAGAAACUGACGUGUUUUGCGCAUUUCCUGCAGCAACGUUUAGACGGUCGGGGGGAGAAGAGGUAGGUCUGCAGGAAACCAAGAACAGCAACGGCGAGAGAACAUCCUGGGAGGAUAAGGAGCGAACAGAAACCAAGAAAACCACAACCUAGAGUCGACCUGCAACUAUACAUUGCUUGAGCUAUUCACAAGUCGAGUAGCCUGUUUGGGAAACAUCCCAAAUGCACUGCAAGGAGGGCAGGAGUCGCCCUAUCUUCCAACAGUGGAAUACGAGUGUUUCCAGAGCCCAGUGGAGUUGCAGAGGAUAGAUAUCUUUGAUAGAUUUUGCUCUGUCGAGUUGCGGUUUGGGUAGGCUGUUGAUAUCCCAACUGCUGCAUGGUCAUAUUUUUCCUGCGUAUACGCUUCGCAAAACGUGUAUUAAUUAUAUUCAAAAGAAAGGCUUUGUCUGGUUAAAACCCAAAUGUGGAUUAUCAUUGUGAAAACCGAAACUGUUAAAGGGCAAAAACAAGAACAUUUACUGUCUCUGGACUGUUUCAAAACGACUGAUAAGCAUCCGAUUGGUACGUGUGUGAUAGAGUGACACGGGACGGCAUUUUCCCCUUAUAUUCAAGUCACAACCUCUUUGAAAAACCAUUCAGUCCGUGGACUUAUUUUGAGGAUUCAAACGCUACAUAAAACUAGGCUAAAUUAUUUAUGACCCGUUGAAGUGGCUGGGUUAAAGGAAUAUAUUGUAAACAACCAUUCUUGUUCCAAAGCCCAUUGAAGAGGAUUACAUCACCGCAAUGGUGGUUUUCAAUGGGUUAUUGAAGAUCAAGAUUUGUGAGGCGUUGGACUUGAAACCGACGGCUUGGUCUCUCAGGCAUGCGGUUGGCCCAAAAACUCAGACUUUUCUCCUAGACACCUACAUCGCACUAAACGUGGAUGACUCGCGUGUGGGCCAAACCUCCACCAAACAGAAAACCAACAGCCCUGCGUGGAACGACGAGUUCGUUACGGAGGUGCAUGACGGAAGGAAAAUCGAACUGUCGGUGUUUCACGACGCGCCAAUUGGAUAUGACGAUUUCGUGGCUAACUGCAUCAUACAGUUUGAAGAUAUAUUGCAGAAUGGCAGUAAGCACUACGAGGAAUGGAUUGACUUGGAGCCUGAGGGGAGGGUGUACGUCAUCAUGGACCUGUCUGGAUCGUCUAGUGAAGCUCCAGGCUCCAGUGAGAAUGCAGAGGAGCGUGUGUUUCGGGAGCGCAUGCGGCCAAGGAAGAGGCAGGGUGCCGUACGAAGGAGGGUCCAUCAGGUCAACGGACACAAGUUCAUGGCCACAUACCUACGACAGCCUACCUACUGCUCCCACUGCAGAGACUUUAUAUGGGGUGUGAUCGGGAAACAGGGCUACCAGUGUCAAGUGUGCACGUGUGUAGUCCAUAAGCGCUGCCACGAGCUCAUCAUCACAAAGUGUGCUGGGAUGAAGAAAGACAAAGAGGACACUACACCAGAGGAGGUUGGAUCCCAACGGUUCAGUGUUAAUAUGCCUCAUAAGUUUGGUAUUCACAACUUCAAAGUCCUAACCUUCUGUGACCACUGUGGAUCACUAUUGUGGGGACUGCUCAGACAAGGGCUGCAAUGCAAAGUCUGUAAGGUGAAUGUACACAGACGCUGUGAAAGUAACGUGGCCCCUAACUGUGGGGUGGACGCGAGGGGCAUCGCCAAGGUUCUGUCUGACCUGGGGGUCACACCAGACAAGAUCUCCAGCAGUGCCCAGAGGAGGAAAAAGAUAACCCAAGAACCCCAGCAGCCGUUACCAUGUACCCCCCAGACAGAGGAGGACCGAUCCAAAUCGGCCCCCACCUCCCCAUGUGACCAAGAUCUGAAAGAGUUGGAGAACAUCCGCAAGGCUCUGUCGUUUGAGCAACGUGGACAGGAACACAAGUCAGCCUCGUCCUCCUCUUCCAGCAGGGUGGGGUUGGGCUCAGAGGUGGGCGAGGCCCGAGAGAACGGAGAACUCAAGAUCAUCCAGACCAAGAGGAUGACCCUGCAGGACUUCGUCUUCAUCAAGGUCCUGGGCAAAGGCAGCUUCGGAAAGGUGAUGCUGGCUGAGCUGAAAGGAACUGAUGAAGUGUAUGCUGUGAAGGUGCUGAAGAAAGACGUGAUCCUGCAGGAUGAUGAUGUGGACUGUACCCUGACAGAGAAACGCAUCCUGGCCCUGGCUAGGAAACACCCCUACCUGACCCAGCUCUUCUGCUGCUUCCAGACCAAGGACCGUCUGUUCUUUGUGAUGGAGUACGUGAACGGAGGAGACCUUAUGUUCCAGAUCCAGCGUUCCAGGAAGUUUGACGAGGCGCGCUCUCGCUUCUAUGCCGCCGAGGUCACGUCUGCCCUCAUGUUCCUUCACCAACAUGGAGUAAUCUACAGAGAUCUGAAAUUGGAUAACAUCCUGUUGGAUGCACAUGGCCACUGUAAGCUGGCUGACUUUGGCAUGUGUAAGGAGGGGAUCCUCAACGGAGUCACCACCACCACCUUCUGCGGGACCCCUGACUACAUCGCUCCUGAGAUCCUACAGGAGCUAGAAUAUGGCCCAUCUGUGGACUGGUGGGCUCUGGGGGUGCUUAUGUACGAGAUGAUGGCGGGCCAGCCCCCCUUCGAGGCUGACAAUGAGGAUGACCUGUUUGAGUCCAUUCUCCACGAUGAUGUCCUCUACCCAGUGUGGCUAAGCAAGGAGGCAGUCUCCAUCCUGAAAGCGUUCAUGACGAAGAGUCCAAACAAGCGUCUGGGCUGUGUGAUCACCCAGGGCUUGGAGGAGGCCAUCAAGGUUCAUCCCUUCUUCAAGGAGAUCGACUGGGUUCUGCUGGAGCAGAAGAGGGUCAAACCACCCUUCAAACCUCGCAUUAAAACCAAAAGGGACGUGAACAACUUUGACCAGGACUUCACUCGCGAGGAGCCUGUCCUCACCCCUGUAGAAGACGCCAUUAUUAAGCAGAUUAACCAAGAUGAGUUCAAGGGUUUCUCCUACUUUGGAGGGGAGGAGACUCUGUCCUAAGGCCUGCACACACACACACACACACACACACACACACACACACACACACACACACACACACACACACACACACACACACACACACACACACACACACACACACACACACACACACACACACACACACACACACACACACACACAGAUGCUGUCUGCCUCAUCUUUGUGUUUAUGCAUGCAGACCAACACACACAUGCAUGUAUAGACACACAUACAUGUAUAUGCAGAAACACUGACAUACACACUCACAUUCACGAACACACACACACACACCACACACACACACACACACACACACACACACACACACACACACACACACACACACACACACACACACACACACACACACACAUACAUAUAUUCUCACAUACAGACAUCCAGAAAUAUACUGUACAAUAGACACAGAGUAAAUUAUUACAUUCACACACUCAUACAACACUCUGGCCAUUAGGGCCUCUGAUUAGUAACAAAAAACAUAAACCUGAUCAUCUACAGCGCUGUACCAGUAUAUUUUUCUGUCUGUCCAUCAGUGCAUGUUUUCUAUGUUAAAAAUCUAUGUAAUUCGAGAGUAGGUCAUAUAGGAAGCCCAUCUGCUUUAUUAUCAAGUUCCUAUUGGCUGGUCCAGAUCACUCCUGAUCCAAUCAGAGCGGUAAAAAAAAAACUCAUUGUGGUGGUGGGUGGCCAAUGGAUUGGCCUCCUGAGACUGAAUAUAGCCUGGCCCUUGGCCCGGGCUGAUAACAGUGAUGAAAGCUCCUCACAGUCCUGCCCCAGAUUAUGUCACAAGGCCCUUUCCAGUGGACUAUGAAAUGAACAGGGAAUGUUUGUGUGACGGUGUCAACUUUAUGUGUAUAUAAGGAUUAAAAGGUCAGGGGUUAUGUGUGCUUUGGGCAGGGGUCUUGUUCGACAAGGUCUUCGUACGAUAGGUCAUACUUUCAACUGUUUCGAAAAAUAUCCUAGUUCCUCAGUGAGUAUAUGACACUGAAACAAUGAUAUUAUUAUAUUAAUCUGUAAUUUCUCAAGCUGUCCUUUAAGUCUCUCGAUGUACUAGAAUCUCCUCUGUCGUGUUUGAAUGCGAAAAACCAAAUCCUUAGAACCAAUGAUUGUAUUUAAAAAAGCUAUAAAAAAACGAUUGGUUCACAGUAUCAAUAAAAAAGAGAAGCCUGUAACUAUUGAUACUGUUUCAAAGUUUCCUCACGAUCAAAACAUGCCAGAAUUAGAAUGAGUCCAUGUAUAGUACAUCAAAUGCCUUUUGUGUGUAACUGCGAACCAGUUACGUAUUGUAGAUAUGCCCACAGUGUUAUGGUAGUCUAGAUUCAUAUAUUCCAAAUGAAUGCCAUGGGUUUCAAUGUGGAAGAAUGUGCUUGUAUGCAUGAGUGAUCGUGGGGAUACAACUGAAUGUAUCGCAUCUGUUUGCGUGCACGUGUGUGUGUGUCUGUUAGUAUACUGCGAGGUAGUUGUUUGUGCGAGUUUGUUUUUGAGUGCGAUAUAGGCAGUGGGUUCAUGAGAAUGGCCCUUUUGAAGCGUUUUACAUUUCAUUGGGUCAGUUUUAUUUCAUUGUAUGUUCUAUUUCAUUAUGUUUGAUUUGUCGUGAUUUUACUGGAUUGUCUUGUUGCUCAGAGUUUGAAAUCCUGGAUUUCCCUGCUAUGCAACAAGACUCACAAUCAUGUGGGUGAAGGCAUCACCAGAUAGCCGUGUCUUUCCCUCUGUACAGAUCACCUUGUAUAUAGAAGCCUGUGGACUUCUUGGAGAAAUAGAGGUAUCAUCCUUUGCAUGGUCAUGCAUAUGAUAUUAUUGUGUAUUAUCAGAAUAUGAAAACGUUACAAUGUCCAUGUGCAAUAUUCUGUGUAUGUUUCUGUCUGUUUUUGCUUUCCUUUUCUUUCUUGCCGGGUGUCUUCACUGUUCUUCCCUCCGCUGACUCUUUGCUGUUGUUCUGUUUGGUUUUGACAUAUAUAUGCAUGGCUGUUUUCAUUUGCCUGUCCUCAACUCAGCUGAUAGCCAUGUCUAUGUGCUUCCUUCAGAAUGCUCCAUCAAACCACCCCACCACCCCUUUCCCUGCCCUCUCUCCUUAACUCUCUUUGAAAAGGUCAACAUUUCCUAUAGCAUAUCUCUUUAAAACAUCAAUGUAACCAAAGGUAGCAAAGCUAUUGGACUAAUUCAUUUUAUGGAAACCAUUGACCUUCUCAAUGCACUCAUGCCUAAUAACUCUCUGACCAGUAUAUGGUUUAUUGCAGGUCUACACCAAAUCAAGGUAAAGUCCAAUCUACUCUCAAAUUCUAUCAAUAUCCAUGUUGCUUUGUUUCAAUACUGCAAGUAGUACAUUCCGUUUUGGAGUAGAAACUUUAAAGUAACGUUUGAAAUUUGGAGAUAUAGUAGUAGGACUAUUUGCAAUUGAAGAGGCAGGGGUGGCACUGUGGUAGUGAAAGUAGCAGUACUGUAGAAGGAGCCGUAGCAUUUGUUAUUGUAGUAGUAGUUUAAGUAGUGUAGAUGUAGUAUUAUUAGUAGCAUGUAUAAUAGUGCUAGCUCCACUAGCAGUAGCAGUUAUGGUAUGGGGAGCAGGAGUAACUGUAGCAACAGUGGUAGUAACAGUAGUAAUAGUAAUAGUGGACAGUAUCAUGGUGUCAACUGUCAAAGCAAUACUGAUCAAGCAGUAUUUAAAAGGCUUUAAACAUGCCUCUCAUACUAGAUCCUGAAAAUGCUUAAUGCUCCCCCAGCACACACACCACUGCAUGUAGGCCUUUCAUACACCUAAAGCGCCCAUGCAUUUGACACGUAGGCACCUGUGUCAAUGGAUCACAUGAUCCCCCUCUGUUACCCAGUUAGUGCAUAGCAACAUGAGAACCGUGUUAAAGGAUCUGAAGGUAAAGAGGACAUUUGACAGACGUCACCAUUCAGGCUGGCACAAUGCUGUUUCCUUAUGCCGUUUUUUUAGGAUGUAACCGUUACAGUACUUGUCUCCCCUCGUAUAGCUCAUAUCUACCCUCUUCUCUCUGUCUGUAUCGUGUCCUUUAAUUUCAUUUACCUGUCUCUUUGGUUUACAGUCUCUCUGUUUUGUCUGUGCUUCUCGAUGUUAGGCCUCUUAUGUUUGUGUUUUGUAAGAUGGUGGAUCACUGUCCUAGGGUGGCCCUGCAGGUCCAAAAUCCUCCAUGCCAAAUGCUAACUCCAAUUGUCCAUCCUCCUUCUUUUAUUUGGACUUUUUAAACUGUCUGUAAUAGGAAGAAGAAAGAACAGCACAUAGGAAACCCAUUUGGUCUGUUGUAAAGUCAAUGAACCAGUAACGCUCAAUAAGUAUAAUAUACUGUACAUGGCUGGAGAAGUACCUCUUAAAUUGUGUGUAACAAUAUGUCUGGCUGAGUAUUAUGUAUUUUUUUACAUACAGUAGAAUAAAACAUACAGACAUCUGAAUUAUAUUACUGUAUGUACCUCUACAUUUAGGAUCGGUUUCCCGGACCCAAAUUAAGACUACUUCUGGACUAAAAAGCAUGUUCAAUAAAGAAUAUCUAUUGAAAUGGCUUUUUAAACCAGGACAAGGCUUAUUUCUGGGUCUGGGUAACCGGAUUUAAUUUGCGGUUUCUGUAUUGUGAAGCUUUAUAUGUACAAUUUGUCACCUGACUGAUGUUUUAUUUUGAAUUCCUUUGCCAUUUAUUAGUGUUAUGUCAUUGUAAGCAUUUUGCUGUGUGCCAAAUGUACUGUAUUCUAAAGGAUGUGAAUGUGUAUUGUUUGUUUUUGGAACCUAUUAAAUAUGAUGUCAAAACAAA
Messenger RNA from Oncorhynchus gorbuscha (pink salmon), 6862 nucleotides. Its product is annotated as protein kinase C epsilon type. Gene Ontology annotation, biological process: protein phosphorylation. The record is from RefSeq and is a predicted model, not a curated record. The coding region runs from base 858 to 3104 and encodes 748 amino acids. The transcript has 15 exons. Lineage: Eukaryota; Metazoa; Chordata; Actinopteri; Salmoniformes; Salmonidae. Gene Ontology annotation, molecular function: diacylglycerol-dependent serine/threonine kinase activity; ATP binding.